AUGGGCUCUUUCAUGGGCACAACGAGAAGAAGACCGGAAAAGGCAGCGAUCGGCAAAUGGGUUGGAGAGAAAGCCGCUGACGAAUAUCUGCGUAUCCUCGGUGAGAUGGAUUUUUCUGCCGGAUUCGAGUCGCUCACGAAGUCAAAAGUGGAGCCGGAGAAGUGCCGCAUUUGGUUCAAGAAUAUGGAUAAAAAUCGGAGCACGGAUUUGAUGUGCUACGACUAUAAUCUGGUCAAAGUGGAUGGAUGCCCGAGUCUGUACAAUGCGGCCACUUUUGCCGAUAUUCCUAAUGUAAGUGAUAACAGUCGUUGAGAAGCAGAACGUCGAACAGUUUAGCUCCUGCUCAAAACCAUUCUCAGCCAGAUGCCAUCGUACGAUCCGCAAGGCGCCGAGUGGUUGUGGAAAACUGUUCACGCGCACAAAGUCAAAGUGAUGCAGAUCUUUGCGGCGCCGGACGAGCAUCCACAACUUGACACGCUUUUCAAGACAGACAUCGGUUAUUUCAAGGUGAACGGCAUCCAUGUCCGUACUCUGAAAGUCGACAAGGAUGUCUACGGAGAGCUUGGAUUCAAUCAAAACGAGCGCCCCUCGGACACUGAUUGCUUCACUGUCGAGUGUUUUACAGAAGGCGACGAGGAGGAGCCUGUUGUGUGCAAAGUUUAUGUGAACGGCUAUUGGCAGCAGAAAACUCCGUCAAAAUCGAUUUACUUUCUGUUCGAGGCUGCUCAGACUGUGCUCCAGAAUCCUUGGGCUCCCGACGAAGCGGCAAUGUUCAUUUCGGUGGAAGGCGCCAGACGCAGCGGCUGUCUGCUCGCGGCGGUCGUCGCGAUGCACGAGAUGAACGAGGGAAGAGUUCCGAACGUUGGCGGCCCUCAUUUUACGGUGCAAACUACAAUUGUUACAGGUUGAGAGCAUUGUGAACAAUAUUCGUGACCAACGCCCACUCGCUGCUGCCGAUUUCGAUCAGUACACGAACAUUUACCUCUUGAUCAAUCUGAAUAUAAUCUAUCGUAUGCCAUUGAAUGCGUGGACCAUGUCGAAGCCCGAAUACGAAACGUUCUUUAAUCGACUCAACAAGGCUGUAGGCCAAGCUCAGUUUCGUCUGCUGAAAAGUCUCAUCGAUGUCUUUACCAAUAAAUAACGUUUAUUUUCUCGAGCAGCUAUUCCAAAUUGCGAUAUAUUGAAACACAGUGGACAGUGCCCAUCUAAAUGUUCCAGAUCUUGGAAAUUGAGUUGGAAGCAGUCGUACCCCGAUCUUUCACCAGUUCAAUUUUCCAUUAUGAAAAUGAGAUGCAAAUUUCGCGCAACUCGUCCACAACGCCAACGGACACUCAAGUGUUUUUGCUGCUUGAAGACCAGCGCAAGCUUACCUGAAAAGAGAGAUCGCAGUUAGUAGAAGAGACACAGAAAUCGGAUCGCUUUUCCUCUCUCUCUCCCUCUCUCUCUCUCGCUCAUCCUCGCAACAAUCUCCUCCGAUUGUUUGCCGCAUCGCGUCCGUCCGAGGCGGAGUGGGCUCCCGCUCUGGGAGUAGGACGGGAUGUCUCUUUUUGCGUCUCUCUCACCCACCGAGCAACAUGUUUUUGUCCGCCUGGCCAGAGCUUUUCGCGCCUCGAACACCCGGCGAUCCGACUUUUUUGGGUGGGAGGCUUUAGGUUUCAGUGUCGUGAUCCGUCUCCUGCCUGUUUGUUGUGAGCACAAAAUCCAGACUACUAAUAGACGGCGGAGGAAUGAGGAGGAAAUGUACUUUUCCCAAUACCGCUCUACGUUCUCAGUAUCACAGAUUUUAUGUACUGGGGGCUUGUGUCUCAGCUGUUCCUGACCUCACUUAUCACAAUCUAUCAUCAUUUCAUGACCACCUUCUCUUUCUCUCUCUCUCUCUCUCUUCUUCGCUCACUCGUAAAUCUAUUAUUAUCCUUCGUCCAGAAGAGCCCAUGGAGCGUACGUCGAGUUUACGACGCAAGACGAGUGAUGGCGUCCUGGCAAAAGCGUCAAACUUUGGCCAGAUGCUCGAGGAGGCGAGUGGCUCUAACCAGCAACCUACCACCAACACAUUCUGUCUACUUUUUUAGGUUAGAAAGUUGGCGUUGAGCAAGUCGUUAUGGGACGAUGAGAUGCAGCGGGAUUUGCCAAAGAAGUGGGAGAAGCAUGGAGAUAUGAUUGUGUUUCCGCAGAACACUUUUACGCACAUCAAUUGGCGGUACGUUGGUGAGUUCAAGCGGCUGAAAAUCGAAGGUACUUCUACAACGUUCAGGCCGUGAACUGUGGGCAGUAGUCGCCGCCUCGCUGAACGUGGCUCGAGUCGGUCGUAAACGGCAAAUCGACGAUAUGCGUACCGCGCACGUGGACCUCCUCUAUGGUGCCGACGGUUGGGUGGAUUACGUGGACGAGCGUGGCAUCCGAUUCGCGUACGACACAACCGUCAGAGUGUUCGAUAACGCGAAGAAGAACGAGAUGAAGCGAAUCUCAAAGUGGGCGUGUCAAGGCCAAACCAUCGUUGAUUUGUACGCCAGCCUCGGCUACUAUUCACUAACAUUUUUGGUGUCGUGUGAAGCGAAACAAGUCGUGGCGAUUGAUUGGAACGAUGAGAUUCUCGAGAGUUUGAUCCGAAGUGCGCAGGUGAACCACGUCGACGAUCGGCUUCAGGUGAUGUGCGGAGAUUGCCGAAGAGUUUGUCCGGAUCAGACUGCCGAUCGCGUGUACUUGGGACUUUUGCCGUCCUGUCGAGCGCACUGGUUGACGGCGUGUAAGGCGCUGAAACCAGAGGGAGGCAUGAUUCACAUCAACGAGAUUCUGGAUAUGACGACAGAGACGAAGAAGAAGGUUGAGACGAAAAGUGGAGAGGCAACGGAUAAGACGAAGAAGAUUGUGAAAGAAGGAGAGACACCCAAGAAGAAGAAAGUUUUGAGACAAAAGUGAGUGAGCUGCUGAAUGUUCCGCUCAGCCAGAUUGUCCAUUUUCAGAACGCUGCCAGUCUUGUCUGCCGUCAAUGAGAACCCGAUUCCGGAACCUCAAAAACUGCUGUCGUCGGAACCUCAAGCCCCAGCCGAGACAAACGGCGCGGCGGCAUCAGAAGAAGUUGAUGGAGAACAGAAGAAGAAAAAGUUUACGAGAUCGGCGUCGAUUGUGGAAGAGAUGGAGAAUCGAGUACUUCCGGAGGUGAAGGUUUGGAAAGAGUACGAGAAUGGGGGAUGGGGACGGUUGGCCGAGAAACAUCGGGAGUUUGCAAAGGAUUGUGGACAGAGGUUAGCGGGGAAAUCGAGAAAAGCAAAUGGAAAACAGUGUGUUUUCAGUUGCACCCGCUUCCUGAACAAUAUUCAUUUGUCUGAUGUGAUGUACACGGUGACUGUGGUCAAUAUUACCAGGUGGACACUUUGCAACCAAAUAAAAUGCUAAAUCUCUUCUCAAUUUAAGAUACGGCGAAGUUGAAAAAGGAAAAGAGCACGUGGUCCUGGAGCUAUUGUGCUGUCAACAAGAUGCAUCCGCCGAGCAUCUCAUCUCCAAGUUUACUUCGGAAAAUUUGAAAACAUAA
Caenorhabditis sp. 36 PRJEB53466 is the source of this 3529-nucleotide messenger RNA. The record is from the annotation of a GenBank genome assembly. NCBI's taxonomy places the organism in Eukaryota, Metazoa, Nematoda, Chromadorea, Rhabditida, Rhabditidae.